Messenger RNA from Auanema sp. JU1783, 426 nucleotides. The record is from the annotation of a GenBank genome assembly. Lineage: Eukaryota; Metazoa; Nematoda; Chromadorea; Rhabditida; Rhabditidae.
AUGCUUGGCACUCUACACAUAUUCCGAUUGCUCCUAGCCCUAUAUGUCAUAUAUUACUCCCUAUUAGUUCUCUUCGGUGCACCACUUUUAUCCGAUAUCCACGCGUCUUUCCGCCUCGCAACUGUUUUAGUCUUCCUAACUACAGUCCCAGUUUGUUUAACAUUCGAUAGAGAGGUCACUAUAGCUGAUAUAGUCAAGCCAUUAUCGAAGUGCAGCAAUCGUGUGGUUCGUUGCAAGUUCACUGUUGGUACCACUCUUCUAGGCUGCUGGUUGGGUGCCUUCGUUAUUCCUCUUGAUUGGGACCAGGAUUGGCAGAGAUAUCCAUAUCCUAAUCUGAUCGGCAGCUUCAUUGGCUUUUUAGCCGGCUUGUUCGCGGGACACUUGUUUUUAUUUUUCAACCCACGUGGCAAGUUCGCCCGUGAUUAA